Molecule: messenger RNA, 7272 nt
Organism: Anopheles gambiae (African malaria mosquito)
Lineage: Eukaryota; Metazoa; Arthropoda; Insecta; Diptera; Culicidae
Product: rho GTPase-activating protein gacF
Exons: 5
Coding region: 1759-3732 (657 amino acids)
Biological process (GO): regulation of transcription by RNA polymerase II
Cellular component (GO): SWI/SNF complex; nucleus
Molecular function (GO): transcription coregulator activity
Source: RefSeq, a predicted model, not a curated record
ACCGUGCAGUGGAAAACAAAAUCGAAAGAAAACACACUCGUCGUGAAACAGCCAUCGAACGUACGCACACGGAAAGUCUUGAGCGAAAUUGUAAAUGAAAUCUCUGCCGACCGUGCAGCGGGCCGUGCUGCUUCUCCGACCACCCAGCCAGGAAGUGUGAAAAUUCGUGCGGAAAGGUUAGUGUUGGCAAAAACAAAAAACAACGCGGCGACCAAGACUUCGAACACCCCUGGCCGAAGAAGAAAAAGCAAAGAAGACAGAGUGGCAUUUUUGUUGGUGUGCCCCGUAGGUGACUGUCGCUGUCGUGUGGUUGUCGCCCGUUGCUUCUUCCCGUUGGGCUCGAGGUGUGUGUGUGUGAGUGUGUGCACAAAUUAUGUUUUUCCCAUUUCAACGCGUGUCGCUCCAAUAACACAUCAUCGUCAGCAGCAGCAGCAGACCCAAACCUGUGCAAACGCCUUAAUCGGGCCUUAAUUGUGCUCUUCACCCGAACGGAAAUCAUCUGUGUGUCGGAGCGAAACUCUGGCGGAUGCACCUGUGGACCCCAACCCCGCCCCCCCCCCCAUUUGCUCUGUGCUGUGCUUGUUGUCUUCCCGUUGAGCUGAGUGGCAGAAGCAGAGCAUCAAAAGGAAAGACAACAUUUACGCACCCUCGCUACUCGCCUACUACAUGCGCUGCAGCUUCCUCGAACGUUCGAGUAUCGACACAGACAGACUUGCCAGACACACACACCCAGAGUGUUUGCUCGACCCGUCGGCGAAGAAUGCAGUUUUAUUACAUUACCGUACCCGACGGUGACCGCCCCGGUUGGUCGUGAUUAGAAACGAACGAUCACGCGCGAACGCAAAAAGAGCAAAAGAAACAACGCCGUGGCUUGAGCUGGUGGGCGACCGGAAAUCGGAUGAAAGCAGUGUAGCAGUACCGCUAAGAAGAGUUUACAUCCUUAUACAUUCGCAAGCAAACACAGACACAGACAGAAGUGGCGCGUUAGGAGGGGACAAAACCGCGCAGCCGGGGGUUUGAGGGCAAAAGAUGCACACGUGGUGCGGUGCGCUGGCCAGAGAGUGUGAAAGUGUGCGGGCACAUGCCGAUGUGAUGUGGUGAGCGAGACUGCUGUCUGGUGCUGGUGGGGCGGUGCUGGUGUCGCAAAACUCUUGUUCUUCCACUCCUUUCCAUCGUCCGUCGUGGCAGCCGCGCGCCGGUGCAUUCUAGAUUGCAGAUUCUUUGUUGCACGGGGCAUACCACCGUUGCAUCCUUUGUGUGUGAAGCCGUGUGAGUGUGUGUGUGUGUGUGUGUGUAGCAGCUCAGGGAGGACCAGCUUUCUUGUCUUUUGUGUGUCUGCGAGUCAGUGGAAAAGAAAACCCGCAGUUUCAGUUCACUCAUAGUGCGCUGCUGGCGGUGGUCUUGUACAGCGCGCGUGGCAUAGAAGAAGACAUCGGCCGUGUGGUGCCCUAAACUUAUCGAUAAAGCAAAUCCACGCGCCAGUGUAGUGGGUGUGCAAAAAGCUCGCACGAAUCGAGUUGGUGUGCGUUUUUAUUGCGAAUGUGCCAGCCAAACCGAGCAGCCGAAACGCUAAAAAGGUGACCCCCCGGGUGAGGACGCUCCUCCGCGUGCUAUAUCGAUUCUAUGUGUGGUGCUAUUCCGUGUGUGGUGCGAGCUCGAGUGUGCUAGUUUGAUUGUUCCCAGUCGCCCUUCCCCUCUCCCGACCUUUAUUCCUUCCACCACACCACAACCACGGUCAGGCUGGUUUACCCGGGCACGAUGAAUGCAGCGCCGGAUUUCGGGACCGCAAUCCGGCAGAACGGCUCGCCCAAGCACGACUUUCCGCUGCAGAACGGUCCGAACCAUCAUCCGGUCGAGUACCAGAAUUACAUCGGGGGCGGUGCUGGCGGUGGUGGUGGUAUGCAAAACCAACAACCAAACCAUCAACAGCAACAGCAGCAGCAGCAGGAUCUGACCAUCGAUGGCAUACCGAACAAUUUCCCCCAUCGGCGAUCGCGCGCCUCGAGAACGUUCAAGAAUCCGCCCCAGCCGCACAUGUGCAUCAAGGAGCGGACGCUGGACGGGAAGGAGGUGUUCAUCAACGUGCUCAGCUGGACGCGUAUCGCCAACCCGGACAAUCCGGACGCACCGAUACCACUGUACGGGGGCAUGAAAGUGGGCAAGAUUCCACCCGGCAGCCCGAAAGCGCCACCGCUCGUCUACGCCGUAAUGGCCAGCCCGGAGGUGCUGAAGAAGGCCGGUCGUAAAUGCCCCGACACACCGGAACGAAUGAAUCUGGUCGAUUUGAUGUGCGAGUUUGUGGAAGCCAUGAAUCCUUCUUUACAUCUGUCGAGAAAACCUGAAAUACUCAAGGACCGCGACCUGUCCGGCGAGCUGAAAGACGUGUGGAGUGCGGUGCAGGCGUGCCGCGAUAAGGGCCGCUCGGACAACGGGCCGCCCGAGAAUCUAGUCGUGUACACCGAGUUCGGCCCGGACAGUGCACCCAGCUACGAGCAGACGAUACAGCAACAUCACCACCAGCAGCAGCAUCAGCAGCAGCUGCAAUAUCAGCAACAGUACGAUCAGCUUCCAAACACACCCGACCAGCAAGGCCGUUUUCCAUUAUCAACUGGCCAGCAGCAGCAGCAACAUCAUUACCCUUAUCAUCAUCAACAACAACAACAACAACAACAACAACAAAGUGCAAUUACUCACAACAACCACAGCAACUCCUCCAUACUGACCAGUAUUGAACCGAUCUCAACGCUCUCCGCUACGGACGGUGCUAACGGUACCGAUGGCUCGCCGCUGAACGGAUCCAGCUGCUACGCCAUGCUGGACGAGUUUCUCUCGAAGGAAGCGGAAAGCCUGCGACUGUCGGCGAGCAACGGUAGCAACGGAACGACACUGCCUAACGCGGACGGUAACGCGAACUCCACACUGACCUCGUCUUCUUCCGCUUCAUCUACUCCAACCGUGCCACAAACGUCACCGACGAAUCCCCCGACGUCGGCCGCAGCAGCAGCAGCCAGCGCAACGCCCGCACCGGUGCCUGCAAAAGAAGCGACGAAAAGCUCCUCGGGGCACACCUUUUUUCCUAUGUUUCGCUCGUCGAAAAGCAGCUCUAGCAGCAGCAGCAGCAGCAGCACUACUACUAACAGCAAUAGUAGCAGUGGUGCUAACAACAACACUGCCAACAACGCACAGCUAAACGCCGGCAGUCAGGCUGGGGAGAAACCGACCGUGAACGGUGGCAGCGAACCAGCCGCUCCCGUGUCUUCCGCCCCGACCACUGACAGUGCCCAGGGUGCGCCCGAACCGCCCACCCCGAAGGCGGCCAAAACGAGCAGCAAAAAGAGUGGGCUUAACUUUUUCCGCCGCAACAAAUCGUCGACGGCAGCGGCGGCGUCGGACACCGCCUCCAGCAAGAAGGACCCGUCCACCACACCAACCAAACAACCUCCCGCCCCGGUGGUGGUGGCCAGUGUGCUACCGGCUGGGCUAUCUUCCGCUACCUCCGCACCGGCCACGCCGGCAGCUACCGGGGCCGCAUCGACCGGGCCAACCGAGGCCAAGCUGCAGGACAACAUGCCGGAUGCUUUGCCGUCGCACGGUUUAGCUAACCACCGUACCCAUCAGCACGGUGGCGCGUACCAUCUGGACGGUGGUAGCAAUAAUGCCAGCAAUGGUGGAGGCGGCGGCGAUGGUGAAAUCCACGAAACCACCAGUGCGGCCACGAUCGCGGCAAAGUAAGGGCGGUGGGGGGCGCACAACGUACGCAUGAGUGCGAGGGGCAGACCCUGUGGCAUGUGAUAUUUUCGGCUGGGCAGGACCCUUCCUACCCCCCCUUUCCUCUCCUUCUUCGGACGGUGGGCAAGAGAAAAACAAUGAGUGUUGAUUGAUGGUUAUUGACGAUUUUAGUAUUAUCCGAUUCGAUUCACACACCAUCCGCACAUUCAGCUGUGUAAUUUGGAUACAGGGGGCCGUGUAUGGGUGUGUGUGUUGAGGUGCAUAGGUGUGUGUAUGUGUGUGUAUGUGGGAAUGUUUGUGGUAUGUAAAUAGCAGUCGCACGAAGGGAAAAACGAUUAAAACAAAAUAGCGAAAAGUGUGCAAGUAUAUCGCUGCAGCAGCAUUUCAGUCAUCAUCUUCACCGUCAUAGAAGAAUGCGUGCGUGUUAGAAUUGUUUCCGCAAUGGGCAGCAUUUUUAUUUGUGCCCAAGAUUGGUACCAUGAUCAUGCAGUAAAGCUCCUCUUCCUCCCAACUGCAGCGUAGUGUGUAUUAGCUUCAUCCAAACUCAUCGCCAUCAUUCAUGCCGAUGCACGGAGAAGCUUCAAGCACCCCCCCCCCCCAAACGCUACUGCCAUCUGAACUCUCUUUCCCCCCUUUGGCUAAAAGGGAUGGGAAACAGUAGACUUAUCAACAAUCGAUUUUAAACGCACGGCAGGAAUAGGAAACGAAACUUUUGUACCAGCGGGCUACGACCCACAGCGUCGUAAGCUACCUUUCGCAGUGCUUUUGCUGUAGGGAUGCUUAGACAAAUGACACUAGUGUAUGUGUGUGUGUGUCUCUUUUUUGCAUGAAACACACUACCGCAUAUCCAUUGGUAGGCAAGCAAGGAGAGAGAUAUAAAAAUGUAUUAAUGCUCGCUCGCAUGUAGAGCGGAAAGCAGCUAGCAGUAUUGCUUUUAAAACCAUUGGCUUCCCGUAGUCAGGCAGCAGUCCCGAACCCCCGCAUGGUGCGGUAGCAUAAAUAAGCGCACACUAUUGUGUGAAAUUUAGUAUGAAAUUCAAACGCGCGGUUGUCUGGCGGCCACCACAGCACGGUGCUUGUUGAGAGAUUGUGGUUCUGCAGCAGUGGAGUGAUACGAUAGUCAGCAGAAGCAUAACACGCUGAUGAGCGGCUGUUAAUGUGCAUAGCAGUGUUGUCAAUUUUGCGGAAGAGUAAUGUUAGCGGAAAUGGGAAAGAAGUGUUAAAAUGAGCAAGAAAGGGAAGAUGGUGAUGCAGCAGAAGGCGAACAGUACCGAGGACCUCAGGCUGGUGUGUAAAUGCGUGUUAUCAAGUACAUUGCUAUUAUCGAUCGAUCGUUCUCGUUUUGGGCACUGAAAGGAUGUAGGGAAAAGAGGAUAGAGCCAUUUUACGACGGUGCACAUUUUCUACUUCUUAUUCCAUCGUUCGGGCUAUCUCAUACACAAACGGGACCGGACCGGAAGGCUAUCUUUUCUAUUGCUUACGGUAUACAUUACAUGUACUAUAUGGUAACCUUUUGUGAAAAGAUACUCUCUUUAAGCUACUUAGAACACCUCACAGACAUAGACACUUACACACUUACACACACACACACACACACACACACACACACACACACACACACACACACACUUACACACACACACACACACACACACACACACACACACACACACACACACACACACACACACAUAAACAGAUACAAAGAGAUCGAACCAACGCCGCUUAGGGCGCGCAACGCAACAUGCUGCCAUUUUUUUGUUGUUGCUUUAGUCAAAACAGCUAAGGACACACGUUUGCUCGGUUCAACAACAUUUGGGUUUGACUUUGGGUUACUACGAGACUGCGGAAUGGAACGGUGCUCUCUCACUCUCUUGUAUUAGUAGUUAGAGCUAGGUAGGAAGUAGCGAUGCGUGCAGUACAGCUAGGCAAAGGGAAGGUUCGAACACUUCCAGUGCGAAGUAGGAAAAAUAUAUCCAUCGGGGCUAGUCUACGUACCGUUUUGCACGCAGGACCAUUGUUAGGCGUUCGCACUGAUCCCGUAGCGUAUUGACAGUGCAGUCGAAUACAAGACAAGGUUAGUUUAGCAGAGAGCGGCAAUUAAACGCAACGCGUACAGAUGGGACAGUUAAACAUAAGCAAAAAGUAUUCCGCACCUUUGAUCGUACUGAUUUUUAAACAUAAAAAACAAACAAUUUUAGCAAACUCUGCCGAACCGGGUGCGCGUAACCGGUCGCACGUGAUCUUAUAUAUGCUUAGUUUGUGCGUUUUUUUAUACUUAUAUAUACGUGUAUAUGGCAACAGUUUCCGUACUGAUUCGGUUUAGUGAUUUAAGCGAGCGGAAUAAUUUACAAAAAGCUAGGAUAGCCAACACACACAUCCAACAACACAAACACUCACACAUAAACAAUCUAUUUGUUCCUUCUUCGUACUUGUUAGCUGUAGAGAGUAGUGCGAUAAUCUUUAUAACCCCCGGAGAUGUAUGCUUUUCCCCUGCAGGCUCCACAAUGAAAGACGUGAACCGAGAUCUCAAACUGAUUCGAUGACCUUUUUGAGGGUAGCGAUCGAAGACGAUCGAAUUUAGUUUUGCUCUCUCUCUCUCUCUCUCGACUUCUGAUUCUGUUUUGGAACGAAUCUUGAACAGACGAGGGAAAAGAACGUUACACAAUGCCCUCUACAUUGGCAAAUUCAUUAUUAUGAAUAGGCUCAUUCAUUCCUCACUUACUAUUUCUAUCCCAGCUAGGUUUAAUGGGAACAGUUAGCAAAAUGGAUCGUUAGCAAGCGUACUAACAUAGUAUCGUCAGUUUAGUACAGAUUAGGGUAGCAUUAUUUUCCUUCCUCGCUCUCUCUCUGUCUCAUGCUCAGGCGAGAACGACAGAACAGUUGAAGCUAACGGCAAGUGAUAAGGUGAUCGAGCAGAGUGUGCACUGCGAGCAGAGAGGCGCAAAAAGUAUUUAUUUAAUUUCCCGGCUAUCCCGGACAGCGAUAGCAAAGAAGAACGGUGCGUGUGAGUGUGUGUUGUGUGCGUCGUGAGUGGGUCUUUUCUUUCGUGUAAUGCAGUGUAGUGUUUUUUUUAAUCAUAAUUGUUUAGAUAUAUUUCAGCGCGCAAUAUCAAAACCGCGCCCUUUAGCUAAUGUGCACAGGUUGCAUUUCCGAAAUGGAGGAGGAAGAAACCCCAAUCCCUUUUUCGGAUAUGCCACGUGUUUUUGCUCUCUUGGGUUUUGGCACACGCCUCCCCCUUCCCGAGCCCAGUACAUAUGGAGUAAUUAAUUUUGCAGAAAAAAAGGCAACAAAACCCGCACACAGCACGCACUGAAAAGUGGUGCAGUUUAUCAAAAUACCCGUUCAAGGUGUGCGUGUGGGUUUGUGUAUGUAUGUAUGUAACUCGCGCACUCAGUAUGUUUUUUGUGUCUAGUUUUUUCGUAUGAUCAUCAAAUCUGUCCUACUAGGGCGUUUAAAUUAUAAAACAGAAUGGAAAGCAAAAAAAACAGCAACAAAAAAAAAAACAAACAAACAUCCACUGUCAAGUAUUCACGCUGAGAA